Rhopalosiphum padi (bird cherry-oat aphid) is the source of this 1131-nucleotide messenger RNA. Its product is annotated as zinc finger MYM-type protein 5-like. The record is from RefSeq and is a predicted model, not a curated record. The transcript has 5 exons. NCBI's taxonomy places the organism in Eukaryota, Metazoa, Arthropoda, Insecta, Hemiptera, Aphididae. The coding region runs from base 1 to 1131 and encodes 376 amino acids.
AUGGAAGUUGAAUAUUCAAAUGUAGAUAACCAAGAUCCAGGGAAACCGAAUUUACCAGCUGUACUGAGUUCUGACAAAACAAUGUCCCCAUUGAAGCCGGAUCCUAAAAGUUGUAUGGAACUAGAAUGUCUUGUUGAUAAUAUGGAAGAGGAGCCAGAGAGAAAAAAUUUACUGGUUUUACCUUGCUUUGGAAAAAAACCUAAUGUAAGUAGCUGUAAUGGAACUAAAUAUUUAAACACUUAUGUAGGAGAUAAGGAGAAAUUAAAUGAAUUUACGGUACUUUGUGUUACUGACAAAACAGAAAUAGAUGCAAGUAGCUUUGAGAAAACUGAACAUUCGAAAAUUGAUGUAGUUAUUGGAGAAGAAGAUAAAUCAAACGUAUUGAUUGUUCUAAAUACUUCCAAUGAUACAGCAGAUGUUGAGUCUCCUGAUAUCUAUGAAUCUGUUAAUAAUUUACAAUCAGCUUCGCCAAUGUUUAAAAAUGAUCCAGUUUUAUUUAUGAAUAAAUCAAUCACACCUGGAAUAAAGUUAAUUCAAUUAGAAAUGGGUCCAUGCCAACCAAUUGCUACCGAUUUACCCAAUGGUAAAUUUCCUAAAGAUGAAUCAAAUCCACCACGUUCGUUUUCAACAUCAUAUUAUACAAAGUUGGUUAAUGGAAAGUCUGAACAUCGAUCGUGGAUUACAUACUCACCUACAAUGAAUAGAAUUUAUUGCUGGACAUGCAAACUGUUUGGUUCUAUUAGAGCUCAAAAAAACUCUUUUGUCACUACAGGUUGCAAUUCAUGGGGACAUUUAGGAGGUUUAUAUGGUCGAAUUCAUUUACAUGAAACUUGUAAAGAUCACUUAGAAGCUGAAUUAAAUAAAAUAAUGUACAUAAAUAAUAAUCGUGUUGAUAUUCAGUUAGUGAAUUCUAAUAAUAAGCAUGUUGCAAUGAAUAGAGCAGUUGUGCAUGUAUUAAUGGAUAUAGUGUUAUGUUUAUCCAAACAUAAUGAUGCAUUCAGAGGCCAUACUGAGUGUUUAACUAAUGGUACAAGUGGAAAAUUUCUAGAUUGGGUUAACGUUUUUGCCAAACAUCAUACAAUUUUAGCUACACACUUGGAAAAUAUUAAAUCAUCAACAAAAAAACAAUGA